CCAACUUCAAGCACGGCAGGAUAAUUUCGAAGUGAACUACCAACAAGAUUCACUGCCGAUUCCCCUCAGAAGCCAAAAACCCGCAGAAUCAUGGCUGGAUUUCGGAUUGCCAUCGGCGGAGACGAUGCCGGCUUUGCCUACAAGGAGACGCUUACCAAGGACCUGAAUGCGGAUGACCGAGUGAGCGAAGUCAUCGACGUCGGACCUAACUCAGCGUCAGACAAGACCGCAUAUCCCCACUUCGCAAUCGCGGCUGCCGAGCUGGUGGCGCAAGGGAAAGCAGACCGCGCUCUCCUGAUCUGUGGAACGGGCCUGGGCGUUGCAAUCUCUGCCAACAAGGUCCAGGGCAUCCGGGCCGUCACGGCUCAUGACAGCUUCAGCGUCGAGCGAGCGAUUCUGAGCAACGACUCGCAGGUGCUGUGCCUUGGUGCCAGGGUCAUCGGGAUCGAGCUGGCCAGGAGGCUUGUUAAGGAGUGGCUUGGCUAUAAAUUUGACCCUACUUCUGCUUCUGCUGCCAAGGUCCAAUGCAUCACAGAUUACGACAAUAAGCACCACACACCAGCCGCUACAACGACCUAGUCGGCUGGGGUCGGCUUUAAGCGUUUAGACUACGCCGCAAGGGGCAGCCAACUUGGACAACACAAACAUAUUUAAUGCCUUGGUUGAAGAAGCAUGUAAUUUAUCGACUCCUUUGCAAAGACGUUGGCAUUAUGAGCGAUGCCAUAUGAACCCAGCCGUUGCGCUACCAUGUCCAGGCUCCGGCUUCCAAGGUUCCAUGUCUUCUCGUUGAUUCCGAGAUCGCUCGCUCCUGUCUGCACAUGUGAGCUCGACAGACGCAUUUUGGCGUAUCGAAAUGUGGG
Diaporthe batatas is the source of this 860-nucleotide messenger RNA. RefSeq lists its product as uncharacterized. The record is from RefSeq and is a predicted model, not a curated record. Gene Ontology annotation, biological process: carbohydrate metabolic process. The transcript has 3 exons. Gene Ontology annotation, cellular component: intracellular anatomical structure. Lineage: Eukaryota; Fungi; Ascomycota; Sordariomycetes; Diaporthales; Diaporthaceae. Gene Ontology annotation, molecular function: isomerase activity. Bases 91 to 579 code for a protein of 162 amino acids.